Messenger RNA from Arabidopsis lyrata subsp. lyrata, 735 nucleotides. RefSeq lists its product as uncharacterized. Bases 1 to 735 code for a protein of 244 amino acids. The record is from RefSeq and is a predicted model, not a curated record. The transcript has a single exon. Lineage: Eukaryota; Viridiplantae; Streptophyta; Magnoliopsida; Brassicales; Brassicaceae.
AUGGAAGUCAUUUCUGUAGAUAAUCAAGCCACGAAUAAGAUCAAGGAAAAAAUAUGGAAGGUUGCUACAACUCCAAAGAUUAGAUUCUUUAUGUGGAGAGCAUUGUCAGGUGCUUUAGCAAUUGCGGACUGUCUGCGACGUCAUGGGGUUAAUGUUCCUCCGAUAUGUCAACUCUGUAAUGGUGCAUCGGAAACAGUAUCACAUGUGUUGUUUGAGUGUAUUAUAGCGCAGCAGGUCUGGCUAAGCACGGGGCUGCCUCUCUGGCCUGUGUAUGCGAUGCACUCUGUUUCAGAACGGUUUGCUCAUCUACUGAAGUUGAUGGAAAGGCAAGACUUGGAUACAAGUGUACGUGAGGCCAUUCCAUGGCUCUUAUGGGAAAUUUGGAAAGCCCGAAACUCCACAUUGUAUGCAGCGAAGACCAACUCUCCUCAGUUUAUUGUUGCAACGGCGUUGGAAGAGGCUAGAGAAUGGUUACAACAAAACUUGGUGGCUCAACAGGAUCGAAGCCGCAGCCUGAAUCAUUUUUCCACGGGCGAGAGAAGAUGGUCUAAACCAGCUCCGGGUAAGCUUAAAUGUAAUAUUCAUUCUUCUUGGAUUAGGGAUUCCUUUCACAUUGGAGGAGCUUGGUUAUUACGUAAUCAUCUGGGAGAGGCUGUUUUUCAUGCUCGAGAUGCUUUCCUCCCCAUGGUCAACCGCUUAGCUGCAGAGUUACAUAUUAUCCUAUGGUGUGUAUGA